Messenger RNA from Penaeus monodon (black tiger shrimp), 1070 nucleotides. Its product is annotated as carbohydrate sulfotransferase 11-like. Gene Ontology annotation, molecular function: sulfotransferase activity. The record is from RefSeq and is a predicted model, not a curated record. Gene Ontology annotation, cellular component: membrane. NCBI's taxonomy places the organism in Eukaryota, Metazoa, Arthropoda, Malacostraca, Decapoda, Penaeidae. Gene Ontology annotation, biological process: carbohydrate biosynthetic process.
AGCGCGAGCGAGGAGCGGACGCGGAUUGAGGACGAGUGGGCCGCCCGCGCCCGCAAUGUGCGUGAGGAGUGCGCCGCCGCCCGCGACUCACUCCCGCUGACAAGACUGCAGAAGAACGCCCUCGCCGCCGCCCACGUCGAUGCCAAGUUGGCCGCCCACUACGAGCGCCUCCACCUCAAAGGCCUUCUCGGCGCCCUGGUCUACCUGCCCAAGCGGAACUUCACCUGGUGCAUCAUGCCCAAGGUUGCCUCGACGUCGUGGGCGCUGGCUCUUCUGCAACUCGAGGGCUAUGGCGAGGAGGACCUGCAGGAGACCGGAGAACCCCCACAGGUCGCCCUUCGGAGUCGGCUCAGGCCCGUCCACCCCGACCAAGUGAACACGACCGUGCAGCCGUCCCUCAAGUUCCUCUUCGUCCGGCAUCCGCUCGAGCGCGUCGUCUCCGCCUACAGGAACAAGCUCGAGGACUCUUAUGCAUCCAGCGACGGCGAGUACUUCUACAGGACCUACAGCAGGAGCAUCGUGCAGAGGUUCCGACAGAGGAAGAAGUUCAAGGACCUUCCUCACGCGGACACCGACGACAACCCAGGUGACGGCGAGGACUACCGGAGGGAGCCGACGUUCGAGGAGUUCGUCGACUACCUCAUCAACACGGAGGUGGUGGACUACGACGAGCACUGGAAGCCCAUGUGGCUGCAGUGCCACGUGUGCGACCUCGAGUACGACUACAUCAUCAAAUACGAGGCCUUUCAGGAGGAGAGCGAGUACUUCAUGCGCCUCCUGAAGGAGAGGAAACACCUGCCCGAAAGCUUUGCCAUCCGCUGGGAGAACAAGGGCGGCACCGACAGGGAAGCGACGCUCGAGUACCUGGGCAGGAUUAGCGAGCACAAACUUUGGCUGCUGUACGCGAAAUAUCAACAGGACUUCAACUUUUUCGGUUACACGAUGGAGGGCUACACCAAAUCGAUCCCUCUUGAACUUUCCAUUCACACGAACAAUUUGCAUUAGAUAGCAGCGUGACCUUCAAAACUGUAUUUAUUUUCGAAUUAUAAGAAUAAACAGGUAUUUAUAAA